AACGGUCAUAGGUCGAAGUGGUCACAUUGGACGCAUCUUCAUCCCAAAGGAUCCCGACAAACGAAGCAGAAGCAGCAUCAGAAGCAAAGUGUCUCGCCUCACGCUCACGCUCACGCUCACGCCUCACUUCUAAUGCCGAGAAUACCUCUUGCAUUAUUACUAGUGCAUUUCUAUACUCGUUGAAAGUGGCAGGGAAGGGACUGGUGCCCUCCCACCUCCAUGACGAAGCCGACGAAGCCGACGAAGCGGACCUCUUCAUCAAGACAGCUCGGGAAUCCUAGGCGACUCGACAUCCAAUCCUCUUCCAUUCCGACUGCGAAAGAACGAGACGACUCGAACCGAUUACAACGUACCACUACCGGUACAUGUUGCUGCCUGUCUGUACCCCCGUACUCAGCUCAGUACCGCAUAUGCGUCCUGUACCCACAGCUCAACCCACUGAAUCCACUGAACCCACUGAACUUACAACCCACUGAACUCACCACCUGGUCCACGACCCGUGCGCCCCCCAGACUCUUCUGCAAAUAUCUCUCCUCUGCCUCUGCCUCUGCCUCUGCGCCCACUAUUUCCCCCUUCUGCACAUCUCCCAAAGGGUCCAGAUUCCCACUUCCUUUUACCUCCACGGGCCUCUCCAAAUCGACAACAGACGCGCGAACCGAACACGCCGCCGACCUUUUUCUGCGCUCCACUGAAACCCCCGCGUCCAUCUGGUUGGACCCUCACAGGGUACUACGAUUACGAUUACUCGAUUCUCUUAAUCUCCUCACCAUCAUCCCAAGACAUAGAGACCAUCCCUUUUCUCGCAACUCUCCCUUUUUCACCUCUGUUGUCUCUCCGCUCCCUUGUGUGCGCUCUCGGGAAAACUACACGGCCUUACAAGGAAGUGGACCUUGGUUCUCGGUUCUCGAACCUCGAAGCUGCCCAGAGCUUUUCUUCGUAGCCGCUAACCGACCCGAACUCUCGGUCCCUGACUCGUCAUAUCCCCCCAUCGUCCCCACGUCCCGCCAAAACAACUCAAGACUAUCUCUGGGUCUGGGUCCGGCCCAAGUCUCCAGUCUGGCCAUUUCUCGCCAUCGACGGAGACUCCGAGGGAAGACGAGCCUGAAAGCAACAAGCGACACGCCAAAAGCGAAAGGGGCGCCCUUUUUUGACGAGGUCCCGUACCGUUGCUCCAACGUACAACGCAGCGACGAGCUAGAAACAGAAACAGAAACAGAAACGGGGCGGUUAACCGGUCGUGUCGGCCGAUCCUCGUUCUUCCAUACGCCCUUUCGACGGACUCCUCUAUUUUUCUUUGACGCCGGACUGCUGGGAUCACCAUAUCAUAUUGACCGCGGUCUUCACGCUCGAAGACCGAUUUCCUUGACGGCCUCUUCUGCCUUUUUGUCUCCCCGUAUACCCAUGGAAUCUGCAGAGGAUGCCCCGGACCCCAGAUUGCCUUCCAGACUGUUAAGAAUGGCAUCUGCUUUUGUCUUCUAA
Sodiomyces alkalinus F11 is the source of this 1479-nucleotide messenger RNA. RefSeq lists its product as hypothetical. NCBI's taxonomy places the organism in Eukaryota, Fungi, Ascomycota, Sordariomycetes, Glomerellales, Plectosphaerellaceae. The coding region runs from base 220 to 1479 and encodes 419 amino acids. The record is from RefSeq and is a predicted model, not a curated record. The transcript has 5 exons.